UAUAUUUUCAGUAGUUUAUUAGUGCAGUAUGGCAGACAGUUCAGAUGAAGAUGUUAAUCAACAUCCGGCAAAGAUUGCAAAAAAGAAUUCAUCUGAGAAAAGAUUAAUUGUUGUUUUAGAAAAUGCUUCAUUGGAAACCAUCAAAGUUGGGAAAGUUUUCCAGUUGCUGACAGCUGAUCGGCAAAAGAAAGAAAAAGGAAUUCAGAAAGAUCGAAAGACAGUUGCUCGACCGGACAUUACUCAUCAAUGUUUACUCAUGCUUCUAGAUAGUCCCUUAAAUAGAGCUGGAAAGUUGCAAGUUUACAUUCACACAGAGCGUAAUGUCUUAAUUGAAGUCAGUCCAUCUACUCGAAUUCCUAGGACAUUUGAUAGGUUUUGUGGACUGAUGGUUCAGCUUCUUCAUAAGCUAAGUAUUCAUGCUGCUGAUGGGCCACAAAAACUUCUGAAAGUUAUAAAGAAUCCAGUAUCAGACCAUUUCCCACCGGGUUGUAGGAAAUACUGCAUGACAUACAAUGCUCCUAGAUGUGUCAGACCCAUAGAAUUAGUGACAGAUGAGCCUUGUGUCAUGGUAAUUGGGGCCCAAGCUCAUGGCUCAGUUAAUGUUGAGUACUCAGAAGAAAAUGUUGGUAUUAGUAAUUACCCACUUUCGGCAGCACUAACAUGCACUAAGUUGUGUGAUGCUUUCGAGCAAGCUUGGGGUAUUUUGUAGAACUUCUUUUCUUAUUUAAAGAGUUUUGGUACUUUAAUUUAAAUACAUGAUAUUAACUUAUUGACUGUUGACAGGUACAUGAUAUUAUACAACUACUUUGUUAUUAAUUUAUUGAUGGUUGCUAGCCUGCAAAGA
Messenger RNA from Bolinopsis microptera, 844 nucleotides. Its product is annotated as ribosomal RNA small subunit methyltransferase NEP1-like. Gene Ontology annotation, cellular component: nucleolus; small-subunit processome. Gene Ontology annotation, molecular function: rRNA binding; rRNA (pseudouridine) methyltransferase activity. Gene Ontology annotation, biological process: rRNA base methylation. Lineage: Eukaryota; Metazoa; Ctenophora; Tentaculata; Lobata; Bolinopsidae. The coding region runs from base 29 to 709 and encodes 226 amino acids. The record is from RefSeq and is a predicted model, not a curated record. The transcript has a single exon.